AUCGUCAAGACGAGAAGGGAGAAAGAUACAGACAACUCAGAGAGAGAGAGAGAGAGAGAGAGAGAGAGAGGGAGGAAUGGGUAGCAGUAGCAGCGAUGAAAAUCCAGUUAUCCUAAUGUGGCCAUGGCUGGCUCACGGCCACAUAUCGCCAUUCCUAGAGCUGGCCAAGAAACUCUCACAAAGAAACUUCAACAUCUACUUGUGUUCAUCGCCGAUCAAUCUCACACCCUUCCGAGAAACCCUUCUUCUCAGCCACUUCCCCUCGAUUCAACUCGUCGACGUCCACCUUCCUCCCUCGCCGGAGCUCCCUCCCCACUUCCACUCCACCAAGGAUCUCCCGCCCCACCUCAUGUCCGCCCUCAAAGCCGCUUUCGACGCCUCCGAAGCCACCUUCCGCCACCUCCUCGCUGUUCUCAAACCCGACCUCGUCAUCUACGAUUUCCUGCAACCAUGGGUGCCAAUUGCUGCCGCCGAAGCCUCCACCAAGGCUGUCGUCUUCAUCACGUGCGGCGCCGCCACUAACUCUUUCUUAACUCACGUCUGCAAGUUUCCCGACACCCAGUUCCCUUUUCCGGCGUUGGAUUUCCCUGAGGAUGAGCGUCAGUACAUUUGCCAGUUCAUUUACGAGACUGCAAACGGUAUCACAAACAAGGACAGGUACCUAGGCUGCAUCAAAAGAUCUUCGAGCCUGGUGCUGAUCAAGUCAUCGAGAGAGAUCGAAGCGAAGUAUCUCGAUUAUCUUUCCGUUUUAUCGGGAAAGGAGGUGGUUCCAGUCGGGCCUCUUGUUCAUGUUCCCGCAAGCAAAAACGAUGAUGCAGCGAUAAUGGAGUGGCUGAGCAAGAAGGAGCCUUCUUCGACUGUGUUCGUGUCUUUCGGAAGCGAAUAUUUCCUUUCCAGGGAAGAGAUUGAAGAGAUCGCCCAUGGACUGGAGCUCAGCAAGGUGAAUUUCAUCUGGGUCGUGAGAUUCCCCGGAGGACAGAGAAGCAGGGUCUUUGAGGUCUUACCAGAAGGGUUUCAGAAGAGGGUUGGGGAAAGAGGAAUGGUUCUAGAAGGGUGGGCCCCGCAGGCGAAGAUUCUAGGGCAUUCCGCCAUCGGAGGCUUCGUGAGCCACUGCGGGUGGAGCUCAGCGCUGGAGGGCCUGGUGUUCGGCGUUCCGAUCGUCGCCAUGCCAAUGCACCUCGACCAGCCGUCCAACGCCAGGCUGGUGGCGGAGACCGGCUGCGGAAUGGAGGUGAAGAGAGAGAAGGGGAAGUUUCGGAGAGAGGACGUGGCCGGAGUGAUCCGGAAGGUGGUAGGGAGGGAAAGUGGGAAGGAGGUGACAAGAAGAGUAAAGGAGAUGAGUGAGAGAUUGAGGGAGAAAGGUGACGAUGACGUGGAUGCCACGGUGGGGAAACUGGCGCAUCUCAUUGGUCAACAGUAGAAUCACGAACUUCCAUUAAUCCUUAAGUUGAAUGAAGAAAUAAAUCAAUAUCGCUAAGAAAUAAAUAUAUAUAUUUAUAUAUAUAUGACUUCUCUUAUCUUAAAUAACGGUAAAUUUAUUCUGUACAAAGUUUGAAAGAUUUAUUGGAUUUCAUAAAAUUAUUUAAGUGUUCGUAUUUUAUUAAUUAGUAUUAAUAGUUAAUUAAUUAAUACUAAUUUAGUGGAAAUGAGAAAUGAAGAAUUGCUAAAUUGGUGAUCAUAUAAUUAGUUAAUUAAGGGCCGUUUUAUUUAUCGUAGUAAGUCUAUGUCUUUGCGAAAAAUACAUAAUUAAUUAAUAUAUUGUGUAAAUAAAAUUAAAAUUAAAGAAGUUGCAAACAGCCCGGGAUUAAUUUAUUAGGUUAAUUAAUUCAUAUGAAAGUCUUAGCUAGCUAGAAGAAGUUAGAAGCAAAUUAAGGAUUAUUAGGAUUAAUUUGACCUCCACUAAUUUGGCUUUUGA
Messenger RNA from Diospyros lotus (date-plum), 1915 nucleotides. Its product is annotated as UDP-glucosyltransferase 29-like. The transcript is spliced from 2 exons. The coding region runs from base 77 to 1420 and encodes 447 amino acids. The record is from RefSeq and is a predicted model, not a curated record. Gene Ontology annotation, molecular function: UDP-glycosyltransferase activity. Lineage: Eukaryota; Viridiplantae; Streptophyta; Magnoliopsida; Ericales; Ebenaceae.